Messenger RNA from Camellia sinensis, 1005 nucleotides. Lineage: Eukaryota; Viridiplantae; Streptophyta; Magnoliopsida; Ericales; Theaceae. The record is from RefSeq and is a predicted model, not a curated record.
AUGGAGAAUUGUGACAGUAAUAGUAGUAGUUAUUGUGGUAGCAGUAACCAUGGUGGUACUUUUGGUGAUGGUGAUGAUGGUGGUGGUAGAGGUGGUGGUAGCAAUGACGGUGGGAGUGGGGUUAGGUAUAGUAGCGGUAGCAACGAUAUUAGAUGUGGUCGUGGUGGUGGGGUUGGGGUAGGAGUGGUAGUGAUGGCACACGAUGGUGUUGAUGAAUCUGAAGGUGAAUCGAAAAGAGGGAAAAUGGCAAUUAUUUUGAGAUUUGUUGAUAAAUAUGGUUUUAUAAAAGAGCAUUUCUUUGACAUAGUUCAUGGAUAUGAUGUUGCCAGUAACAUGUCUGGAGAAUGGACUGGGUUGCAGGCUGUAUUUUGUGCUGAGUGUCCAUUCGCAUAUUAUGUUCAUUGCUUUGUUCAUCGGCUCCAAUUGGCUUUAGUAGGAGCAUCUAAACAGACUGCAGAUAUUGUUGAAAAGCUUGCCAUUGAUGAUGAAUUCGAGACUGGUAAAGGAAAAAAUCAGAUUGGAACAUUGAAACGGGCUGGAGAUACUCGAUGGGGUUCUCAUUUGGGUUCCAUUUUUGAUUCUCAGUUACAAGAAUUAAACAAUUGGUUUAAGGGAGAUGUAAUAGAAUUGCUUGUUCUUAGCUCAGCUUUGGAUCUUUGGGAUGGUUAUAGAUCAUUCAAAAUUGAGGAUAUUUGCAAUCUUGCAAAUAAAUUUUAUCCCAUGGAUUUCUCCGUGCAAGAAAAAUUGCAUUUGAAGUAUCAGUUGGAAAACUAUAAGCUUGAUAUUUCCAUACUUCCCGAGUUUCAGAAGCUGUCAACCAUUUCUAAGUUGUGUCAAAUGUUGGCAAAAACAAAAAUUUUGAAACUCGUUAAGUCUAAAUUGUGCAAUAGGAUGGAAGAUGGUUUUCUCGCUAGUUACUUGAUUACGUACAUUGAAAAAGACAUUGCUCGAAGGUUUGUUGUAGACUCUAUCAUUCAUGCUUUUGAUAUUAUGAAAGAGCGUUGA